AUGGCCGAGUAUCCCGCUUCGCUCAUCCCGGGCAUGUUUGUCAACGCAGUGGAUGGAAAUAUACUAGAAGUUCAAGCAUUUAUGAAUGAAUUUAUCGGAAAGAUCCUGAAGGAGGCGGAUUGCAACGCCAAAGUGGUGUGGGAUAUACCAAGCAGAGAAGAUGGCACUGAACGUAGCAGACACUUUGAGAUUCUACGUAACGGUUUUGUCCUUUGUUAUGGGGCGGUGUCAUCAAGUGAGACAGUUGAUGACAUGAAGGUCGUAGAAUCUCACCGACUCCAUAGGGAAGUUCUUCGUCCCCGAUCUCGUGACGCUGGGUAUAUUUUUGUGGCUAAAAAUACUGGGGAGGGGCUGAAACUUGAGUUUGCUAUAGCCCGCUGUGUUGAAGGUGACCUUGAUAUUUUGCCGGCGCUGGUGGAUCCGAAUAUGAGCACUGUAUACCUGGAUAAGAAUUAUCCUCGUGAGGGUCCUAAGGAAGCCUUUCGGGCCUUUCUUGCUGCGUGCAUUCAGUUGCUCCCUGUCCCCACUGCUUGA
Ophidiomyces ophidiicola is the source of this 534-nucleotide messenger RNA. RefSeq lists its product as uncharacterized. Bases 1 to 534 code for a protein of 177 amino acids. The transcript has a single exon. Lineage: Eukaryota; Fungi; Ascomycota; Eurotiomycetes; Onygenales; Onygenaceae. The record is from RefSeq and is a predicted model, not a curated record.